CAUUAUAGGCGAUUACGGCUUACGAAUGCUCCCUACAAAUAAGGCCAACAUUUCUCUCAUUUUUGCACAUCCAACUCUAGCUUAUAAUAUCGUAGUCCCUUUUUUCUAGCUAAGGAAAAAAAAAAUGAUUCUGGGGGGUGUGUUAGAUUCUGUGGGUAAAGUCGUCAAUGGGGUUACUGGGAAUAAGAAAUCGGAGAAAACCAUCACCGGCAGUGUUGUUUUAGUGAAGAAGAAUGUUUUGGACUUCACCGCCGUUCUUUCAACCGUAGCUGAUGGUGUUUUUGAGUUGGUAGGCCAAGGAGUCACUCUCCAGCUCGUCAGUGCAGAAAAUGCUGACCCUGCAAAUGGAAAUGGAGGAAAGCUGGGGAAGUUAGAAGGUUUGCAGAACUGGAACCUUACAUUUACACCUCCACUAGCAGGUGGUGAUUCCUUGUAUAAGGUUUCAUUUGAGUGGGAUGAGGAGCUCGGAACUCCUGGAGCUAUCAUCCUUCGAAAUAAUCAUGCUGCUGAAUUCUUCUUAAAAACCAUUACUCUUGAAGAUGUUCCUGGCGAAGGUCGAAUUCACUUUGUUUGCGACUCCUGGGUUUAUCCUGAUAAACAAUAUAAAACACCACGAAUCUUCUUCGCAAACAAGACGUAUCUUCCACAAGAGACGCCAGCACCACUGCGUAAAUACAGAGAACAAGAGUUGAAGGCCUUGAGAGGGGAUGGGACAGGAGAGCUCAAACUAGGAGAUCGUGUUUAUGACUAUGCUGUGUACAAUGAUUUGGGGAAUCCUGAUAAGGGUUCAGAACAAGUUCGCCCUAUUCUGGGAGGAUCUGCUCAGUAUCCUUAUCCUCGCCGAGGAAGAACAAGUCGACCACCAUCAAGAUCAGAUCCCAACACUGAGAGUAGGAAUUUUCUACCGACUAAUGUUUUUAACAUUUACGUCCCAAGAGAUGAGCAAUUUGGUCACUUGAAGAUGUCAGACUUCAUUGCUUAUAAUCUCAAAUCCUUGGUUAAUCAGAUCAUUCCGUUUUUUGAAGCUUUUGUGAACCAUACUCCUAAUGAGUUCGACUCCUUUAAGGAAGUAGACAACCUCUACUUCAAUGGAAUCCCACUUCCUACUGAUGCUCUCAAUCAACUCGCAAGUAACAUCCCUUUGGAGAUGACGAAGGAAAUUUUCCGAUCAGAUGGGCAACAACUCUUGAAAUUUCCAGUGCCCCGUGUGAUUGAAAAUAGGAGUAAUCCCACUGCAUGGAGGACAGAUGAAGAAUUUGCCAGACAAAUGCUUGCUGGAUUGAACCCUCUUCUCAUCCGUCUUCUCGAAGAAUUCCCUCCCGCUAGCAAGCUAGAUCCUGAAGUGUAUGGUCAUCAAGGCAGUUCUAUAACCAAAGAAGACAUAGAGUAUAACUUAGAAGGACUCAAUGUAGAAGAGGCACUGGGGAGCAAUAGGCUAUUUAUAUUGGAUCAUCACGAUACAGUUGUACCUUCUCUCAGGAGGAUAAACAGGGAUACCUCAGCAAAGAUGUAUGCUUCUAGGACACUUCUCUUUUUGAGAAGCGACAACACAUUGAAGCCGGUAGCAAUUGAAUUGAGCUUGCCACAUCCAGAAGGAGAUAAAUUUGGUGUUGUUAGCAAGGUGUAUACGCCAGCAGAACAUGGGGUUGAGGGUUCUAUUUGGCUGCUUGCUAAAGCUUUUGUAGCUGUGAAUGAUUCUGGUCAUCAUCAGCUAAUAAGCCACUGGUUGAACACUCAUGCAGUUUCAGAGCCAUUCGUGAUUGCAACAAACAGGCAGCUGAGUGUGGUUCAUCCAAUUUAUAAACUUCUCGAACCUCACUUUCGUGACACUAUGACUAUUAAUGCAUUAGCCAGGGAAUUGCUUGUGAAUGCAGAUGGAAUUAUAGAGAGGACAUUUUGCCCGAGAAAAUUCUCCUUGGAGAUGUCAUCAGAAGCUUACAAGAGUUGGAAUUUCAUGGACCAGGCACUCCCCAAUGAUCUCAAGAAAAGAGGAAUUGCAGUUGGUGAUAUAAAAUCCCUAGAUGAUAUUGAUCGGCUACUGAUAAAAGACUAUCCAUAUGCUGUUGAUGGGUUGAAGAUCUGGUUUGCAAUUGAAAAAUGGGUCAAAGACUAUUGCUCCUUCUACUACAAGACGGAUGAAAUGGUUCAACAGGACCCUGAGCUUCAAGCCUGGUGGAAGGAACUGCGAGAGGUGGGUCAUGGUGACAAGAAAAAUGAGCCAUGGUGGCCUAAAAUGCAAAGUCGUGAAGAACUGAUAGCAUCUUGCACCAUUAUCAUAUGGAUAGCUUCUGCUCUUCAUGCAGCUGUCAACUUUGGACAAUACGCCUAUGGAGGUUACUUCCCAAACCGUCCAACAAUAAGCCGUAGGUUCAUUCCUGAGAAAGGCACUCCUGAAUAUGCUGAGCUUCAGAAGAACCCUGAGAAGAUUUUCUUUAGAACCAUGAGUUCACAGCUACAGUCCCUCACUGUCAUUGCUGUGGUACAAAUGCUGUCGAACCACGCAUCAGAUGAGGUGUAUCUUGGACAACGAACCCCUAACUGGACAACAGAUGCAAUCGCAUUAGCUGCUUCUGAGGCUUUUAAUAGGAGACUUGCUGAAAUUGAAGGAGAAAUAUUAAAGAUGAACAUGGACAAGAAAUUGAGGAAUCGGGUUGGUCCUGUCAAUGUGCCAUACAAUUUGCUCUAUCCAACUGGUGAUGUUGGAAUUUCUGGCAAGGGAAUUCCAAACAGCAUCUCCAUCUAAUUAAACUGAGAGUUAAUGAAGGGCAUCAUCAUUGUAAUAAAUAAAUGUUGCUCUUUUAAAUAAAGCUGUAUUGGGGGCUUUGAUCUCCUAGCAGAAUUAGCACUUUUCUCUUUUAUUUGUAAUGUCAGGUAUGCCUCGGCUGAGGCUUCUCUCAAUAAAAAACUUCGAGAUUUUUUAU
Durio zibethinus is the source of this 2921-nucleotide messenger RNA. RefSeq names its product linoleate 9S-lipoxygenase 6-like. Gene Ontology annotation, molecular function: metal ion binding; oxidoreductase activity, acting on single donors with incorporation of molecular oxygen, incorporation of two atoms of oxygen; protein binding. The record is from RefSeq and is a predicted model, not a curated record. Lineage: Eukaryota; Viridiplantae; Streptophyta; Magnoliopsida; Malvales; Malvaceae. Gene Ontology annotation, biological process: lipid oxidation.